This is a messenger RNA of Selaginella moellendorffii, 1219 nucleotides long. RefSeq lists its product as uncharacterized. The record is from RefSeq and is a predicted model, not a curated record. Lineage: Eukaryota; Viridiplantae; Streptophyta; Lycopodiopsida; Selaginellales; Selaginellaceae. The transcript is spliced from 5 exons. Bases 51 to 1085 code for a protein of 344 amino acids.
CGAGCAGAUCCUGCGCUUCCUGGAGAUGCCCGGCAUUGGCAUAGGCCGCGAUGAUGAAAUUCCAGGAGAAUCGGUCCUUGGCGGUCGUGUCGGUGAAGAUCUGCCGAGCCAGGCGGAGAUUACCACACUGCGCGUGCAUCUGGACGAGGAGAUUGCGCAUGAGCGUGCUGGAUCCAUGGCGCGGAUCGGAGAGGACGGCAGCGUGCGCGAUCUUGGCGUCGGCGAGCGUCUUGGAAGACCUAAUAAUCUCGAUGGCGUCACUGGCGUUCUCUAGAACGCUUGCUCUAGGGCUCAUCCGGAAGAAAGCUCUCUACUACCCUAGAGCUAUGGCGCAUUCUUCUGCCGAGCGAUUUGUGUGCGAGAUCAUGUCCAAGAACGACGCGUCUCACGAUUCCUCGCACGUAAUCCGGGUGCGCAAUCUGGCGCUGGAGCUCGCGAAGGAGGAGGGAUUGACGAGCGAUUCUUCUUUGAGCGUUAUCGAAUUGGCGGCGCUUCUUCACGAUGUCGGUAAGAAAUACUUCCUCCUUUCAUCGGAUCGUUUCUCUUUGUUCUUCCAGACGAUCACAAGUAUGUCGAGAGGUACAGUAUCAUCUAUGCGAGAAUUCCAAAAUUCACCGCUGCUGGUCUCUAGCUCCGAGCAAAACCGUGCCAAGGAAUUCCUGGACGACGAAGGUAUUGACAACGAUACGAAGCACAGGGUCCUCUCGAUCAUAAAAUCCAUGGGUUUUAAGGAACAACUUGCAAAUGGAGCAGUGGAUCAAAGCCCGGAGCUUGCUGUCGUCCAAGACGCUGAUCGACUGGAUGCAAUUGGAGCAAUCGGAAUUGCUCGAUGCUUCACGUAUGGUGGCAGCAGGAAUCACAUACUUCACGAUGCAUCGAUCCUACCAGUUUUGGACGGGAUGACUAAGGAGGAGUAUACCAGGAAAGACCGCCGGCACACGAUGAUCAACCAUUUCUACGAGAAACUAUUGAAGCUCAAGGAUCUCAUGAAGACUGAGGCUGGUCGCAAGCGGGCAGAAAAGCGGCACGAGUUUAUGGAGGCAUACCUGGCCGAGUUUCUCCAGGAAUGGGAAGGCUUUGCGUAGUUUCGAAACGAUCUCCGCUAUCGGCCGGCGACCAUUGUUGUAGGUACGUGAAGCUCCUCGUGUGCCUGAGAUAAUGCGAGUCACAGUCACAAAAAUUUUGGAAAUGAGAAGACUAUGCAAACCUUCGACGACAA